Molecule: messenger RNA, 4729 nt
Organism: Terrapene triunguis (Three-toed box turtle)
Lineage: Eukaryota; Metazoa; Chordata; Testudines; Emydidae
Gene: MCM9
Product: minichromosome maintenance 9 homologous recombination repair factor
Exons: 13
Coding region: 241-3831 (1196 amino acids)
Biological process (GO): double-strand break repair via homologous recombination
Cellular component (GO): MCM complex; nucleus
Molecular function (GO): single-stranded DNA helicase activity; single-stranded DNA binding; ATP binding
Source: RefSeq, a predicted model, not a curated record
CCCGGGCUCGCUCUGCUCCGCCUGCUGGGGGAGGCUCUGUCCUUCUCACGCUGCGCCCAGCCACGUUUCCGGCUCGCUGGGCCCCUCUCGCCGGCAGCCGGCCCCGGGUGCGGAGCGGAGGGGGCGGGACGGAGCCGCUUCUCCUGCCGGGUGAGGGUGGCCGCUCAGGGUCGCUGCCUCGGUGCAGCGCGGCGGCUGCUGCGAGAGCCCGGCUCGGGAGGCGGCGGCGGCAGGUUCAAUAUGCUAUUAAAUGCUGACCAAGUAAACCUAAUCGGACAAGUGUUUGAAUCCUAUGUUUUGGAACAUCACAGGAAUGACAUCUUGCAUAUAUUAAGGGAAAGAGAUGAUGAGGGACAUUACCCAGUCAUUGUUGAUGCCCUCACCCUUUUUGAGACCAACAUGGAAAUUGGAGAAUAUUUCAAUGCAUUUCCAAAUGAAGUGCUCCCUAUUUUUGAUAAUGCAUUGCGCAGGGCAGCCAUGACAGCUCUGCAAUCUGCUUCCCAGACUCAUGAUUUUAGCAUUAAGCAGAAUCUUCAUGCCAGAAUAUCAGGUUUGCCUGUUUGCCCUGAGCUAACCAGAGAACGUAUCCCUAAAACCAGAGAUGUGGGUCACUUUUUGUCUGUUACUGGAACUGUUAUUCGUACCAGUCUAGUGAAAGUCCUGGAGUUUGAACGGGAUUACAUGUGUAACAAGUGCAAGCACGUUUUUGUGGUCAAAGCUGAUUUUGAGCAGUACUAUGCUUUCUUCCGUCCAUCAACCUGCCCUAAUGAAGAAGGCUGCAAUUCAUCUAAAUUCACUUGUCUCUCAGGAACAUCCUCUGUUCCCACCAGCUGCAGAGACUAUCAAGAAAUCAAAAUUCAGGAACAGGUUCAAAGGCUAUCUGUCGGAAGCAUCCCUCGUUCUAUGGUAGUUGUCCUAGAAGAUGACUUAGUGGACAGUUGCAAGUCAGGUGAUGACAUCACAGUGUAUGGAGUGGUAAUGCAGAGAUGGAAACCCUUCCACCAGGAUGUGCGCUGUGACCUAGAGAUUGUUUUGAAAGCCAAUUACAUUCAAGUGAACAAUGAACAACUGACAGGGGUUAUAGUUGAUGAGGAGGUUCAGAAGGAAUUUGAAGACUUCUGGGAAAAACAUAAGCGUGAUCCCUUAGCAGGGAGGAAUGAAAUUUUGGCUAGCUUGUGUCCCCAGGUUUUUGGAUUGUAUCUGGUGAAGUUGGCUGUAGCCAUGGUGCUUGCUGGGGGUGUACAAAGGGCUGAUGCUGCAGGAACUCGAGUGAGAGGUGAAUCACAUCUUCUGUUGGUUGGAGAUCCUGGCACAGGGAAAUCUCAGUUUCUCAAAUAUGCGGUAAAGAUUACACCACGAUCUGUGCUUACUGCAGGAAUUGGAUCUACAAGUGCAGGUUUGACGGUAACUGCGGUGAAGGAUUCUGGAGAAUGGAAUUUGGAAGCUGGAGCACUCGUGCUUGCAGAUGGAGGUCUUUGUUGUAUUGAUGAGUUUAAUAGCAUCAAGGAACAUGACAGAACCAGCAUACAUGAAGCAAUGGAGCAACAAACCAUCAGUGUAGCUAAGGCAGGCUUAGUGUGCAAGCUGAACACAAGAACCACUAUAUUGGCAGCAACAAAUCCAAAAGGCCAGUAUGACCCUAAUGAAUCAAUCUCCGUGAACAUAGCCCUUGGCAGUCCUUUAUUGAGCAGAUUUGACCUGGUCUUAGUAUUGCUAGAUACGAGAAAUGAAGACUGGGAUCGCAUAAUUUCUUCUUUCAUAUUGGAAAACAAAGGAUGCCCAAGCAAAUCAGAAAACCUCUGGAGCAUGGAAAAGAUGAAAACCUACUUUUGUCUGAUAAAGAAUCUACAGCCAAAAUUGUCUGAUGAGAGCAACCUGAUUCUUGUCCGUUAUUACCAGAUGCAGCGGCAGAGUGAUUGCAGAAAUGCUGCUCGAACUACCAUUCGCUUAUUAGAGAGUUUGAUACGCUUAGCAGAAGCCCAUGCUCGAUUGAUGUUCAGGGACACUGUAACUUUGGAAGAUGCUAUAACAGUGGUCUCAGUGAUGGAAUCGUCUAUGCAGGGAGGUGCACUUCUUGGAGGCAUCAAUGCACUGCAUACCUCAUUUCCAGAAAACCCAAUGGAGCAGUAUCGAAUGCAAUGUGAACUCAUCCUGGAGCGACUGGAGCUGCAGAAUCUUCUGCAUGAAGAAUUCAAAAGACUUGACAGAUUACAGAAUGAAAAUUCAUGCCAGUUGCAGUCUGGAGAGACCAGCAAAAAUACUACCUAUGGAUCCUUAAGCGAUGAUACCUUUUGGCAGUCAGAGCAAAUGUCCCAGACAGAACUGUCAGACCAACAAGGGAAUAACUGCAAACAGCAAAAUUCUUUGGUCAAAGGGAGAAGUAAAACUGAUACACAUCUAGAGCCCUCAGCUAGCCAGGGAGCUGGUAAAAACAGAGAUGCAAAUAACCUGAGUAAACACAAUGAGAGCAGAGCUGAUGGCAGCUUGACCUGGUUUGACAGCAUGGUAGAUGGCAACAUGGAUGCUGAAGAAAGUGUUCAGCAGUCCCUAAUCCCCAAGAGACCUCUAGAUAAUUUGGCUUUGAAAACACUCAAUGACAAAUCCUGUUCUAAAGAAAAAAAUGGUUCAAGACAAAGCAGAGAAACUGGGAUGGGACAGUCACUGGCAACUGUGGACCUCAAUGCUACUUUUAGACAGGAUGUAGUUUCUGGUAUUGAUGAGAAAAGGACAAAAGGACAUACAAACCUUUAUUCUGAGGCAAAUAUUAAAGAUCCAGCCUCAGAAAAUGUUAGUGUGCCUGAUUCAGUGGUGACACAACAUGUCUCUAAGAAGUGGCAGAGAUUGCGCACAGAGAGAGCUCACAAUUUUUGUGCAAGUACACAAGACCCCAAAGCAGACACCUUUCCUUCUCCACUGUCUUUCCAGUCAGCAGCUGACCCACAAGUUCCUUCAGGUGACAUGAAUAAUGCUUGUGCAAUAGGAAAGAAUAGGAAUAAUGUGACGGUAGUAGCUGAGAAGCAGAUAACUUCCAUGAGAAAAAGAAAUAAAGACCAAACGGUGAAGGAAGCAAUCGCAGCAGGUUCCAAUGAGCCGGAAAUCACUGAGACUGAAGGACCUCCAGUGGCUAAACUAGCUAAAUUUUCAUUCAGACAAAGGACAAAAUUUGUUCAUUCUUCUGAAAAUAAGAGCAAUGCAGAAUUGCCUCCCUCACAAUCAGAGGCUGUUUUUAAGCCUCACAGGAUUUUGAGAACUGUAGCAGAAGAAGAGCAGCCAGAGGAAGAAUGUUAUCCCCCUGCGAAACACCAGACAAAGCUAACAACGAGUUUAGGAAACAAUAGUUUGGAGAAGAAACCCCUUGAUAAUAAAAGAAAGGAGCAGCAGCAAAAUGAAACCUUACAAAGAGAAAUCAAAGAAGCUACAACUGGACACUCAGAGACCAAACAGAUCUCAGAUAUUAGACAACAUGCUGUGUUAACACCAACUGCCGAGAAAAGCAGGAAAGGAGAGGAAAUGUCUGGUGGCCUGAGCACAAAGAAGGUGUGCUCCAGCACGUUAGCAAAACUAGCCAGGUUUUCCUUCAUGUCACCUCCUGAAUCAAAAUCGGAAAAUCCACCGUCACUUAAUGUCACCAGCAACAGCAAGGAAAGCCAGGGACUGCCUCUGAAGACCCAUUCUGAGAGCACCAGCAGCAAAAGAAAGUGUUUUGGACUGGGAAAUGCCAGCAAUAAAAAUGUGGUCACAGGAAAAUCUCUCUUCUCAAUAACAGAUUUAGACGAUGCCACAUUAGAUUUUGAUUGGGAUGAAGAGAUUAGGAAAAACCCAAGGUCAUAAACCAUACUACCUUUCUCCAGCCCCGAUCCACCUGUCAUUAUCAAUAUAUUACUGGGAAACAAUAUCACUCAUACUAAUUAUUUCUAAAGCUUUCAGGCAGCACCUCAGCUGGCAUAAAUCAAAAUAUUUCUUUUAAGUCAUUGAAGCUAUGUCAAUUUACAGCAGCUGAGGAUUUGACAUACACCACAGUUCAGAUGCUACGUUUACCUCUCUAAUUGUUUACAAGACUGUUUAUAAUAUCUGUUGACUGUUUCAGUUGACCUGAUGUAACUUGAAAACUCAUGUGAUUUGUGAUCCUAUUCAGAGUAUAGUGGUACCUGCAAAUGAAGCAGGGUUAAUUGACAUUUUUUUCUUAAUUCAUAAACCACACACAAUUCUAAUUGAUCUUGCAUCCCAUGUACCAUUUAUUCCUAUCUUUUGAGGACAGUGUUAGCAAGAUGGCAAAGCAAAAGCUAACCGUGCAGUUAUAUUUUGUUCCUCCUUUACAUGCCUUCUCCCUUGAUGCAUUUAGUGAUAUUGUGAUAUACCAUUAUGUUGUGAUAUGUAUUCCUGUAUUAUCAAUAUCAAGAGAAUUUUGCUCUGUCUGUGGUUACUGUGGUCCAUUGUCCUUUUGAGGUGUUGUAUAUGCCUGCUUUAUUUAUUUAUUUUUUUAACUAGUAGUAUCCACUGGUCCAGGCAAUUGUUAAUAGGAUCUUGCAGCAUGCAUCUGUCCAUGACACAGUGAUGACUUGUGCUGAGUACUGGGGUUCUGUAUGCAUUCUGGGGUCACCAAUGUCUAUUUUUACCUCAGAAUUACACCUCUCUUCUAGAAAAUCCCCCACAAGAUAGAGCGGUGGUUUUCAAACUUUUUUUCUGGUGACCCAGUUGAAGAAAAUUGUUGAUGCCUGCAACCCAACAG